This is a messenger RNA of Bradysia coprophila, 1095 nucleotides long. RefSeq names its product testis-specific serine/threonine-protein kinase 3-like. Lineage: Eukaryota; Metazoa; Arthropoda; Insecta; Diptera; Sciaridae. The record is from RefSeq and is a predicted model, not a curated record.
CCCAGUCGUUUUCCUGAUUGUUUUUCAAAAUUGGUUGUUGAAUUUUGGCAUUUAUUUUGCUUUGAAAAUUUAACGUUCGUAAAUUUCGCUAAUUAUGCAAAUUGAAAGUGGAACGAAGCUGAUGCUUUGUCAUACAAUUAAUUUGCCCGCAUUGGCAGUGGAUCAUUAUGACGAUGAAAUGAGACAGUCGCUUGCAAAAGUGUACAAAGAUUUCCUGGAGAAGCAUGGCUACUAUAAAGAGAGGCAAAUCGCAACUGGAGUCUAUGGCAAGAUAGUCACAGCCCAUUCUAUUCACCAUAAAAAAUCCGUUGCCAUCAAAAUAAUGGGCAAACUAGAAACGAGAGACGUGGAUGAUCUCUAUCGCGAAUUGUCGAUAUUGAAAGGACUCACUCAUCCGAAUGUGAUCAAAUUCUAUGAAAGUUUCGACACAAUGUUCCAACUGUACGUCGUAAUGGAAUACAUUCAGAAUGGGACUCUCGCAGGCAUCUUAGCGAAAGUGAAAUAUUUGAACGAAGCAAAAGCUCAGUUCGUUUAUUGUCAACUGAUCGAAGCGCUUGAGUAUUGCCACAGUAGGGGAGUGGUGCAUCUUGACAUCAAGAGCAACAAUUUACUGUUGGACGAAAAUUUGAAUUUGAAAAUUUGUGAUUUUGGAUCGGCUCGUGCAAAUAUGUUUGACCGAAAACAAUUCUUAACCAAUCGAUGUGCGUCUGGCGGCUAUUCUUGCUUGGAGAUACUAGUCUCUAAGCCUUAUCAACCGCAUUACGCCGACAUAUGGGUCAGUGGUGUGGUGCUGUUUGAAAUGCUAUAUGGGGUGCUACCGUUCAAAGGCAGUGGCAAUAUCGAAUUAAUCAGGCAAAUACAUAAUGGAAUUCGAUUUCCCAACGAGCCGCUGGUGAGUGGCAUGUGCAAAGAGUUAAUUAAUCGAGUUCUGGCCGAAUAUCAUUGGAGAAUCGGAAUUCUAGCCAUCAAAAAAUUGCCAUGGAUAAGUUCAAUGAUUGAUAAGAGUGGCGGGUAGAGGCUUGGUACACUUUUGAUGACAUUUCGGUUACUUUUUGAAGGUAUUUUUACGAAGAUUCAAACAAUAAAGGAAACUAA